Messenger RNA from Trichoderma atroviride IMI 206040, 2396 nucleotides. RefSeq lists its product as uncharacterized. The record is from RefSeq and is a predicted model, not a curated record. Gene Ontology annotation, cellular component: Golgi apparatus. NCBI's taxonomy places the organism in Eukaryota, Fungi, Ascomycota, Sordariomycetes, Hypocreales, Hypocreaceae.
GUCUUCUUCUCUUCUCCUCAAACCGCCGCCGUACUUCUACUAGUACACCUUUGUUCCAGUCUCUCGUUUGUCCCAUAUUUCCGCUUGGAUCUUGGUUGGCUUAUUCGUCCAAUCGACCAAGUGCUACUUCUCUAUCAGUCGUGAUAGAUUUUCUUUUUCCUUCUUCCCUCUGCUUACUCCAUAUUCCCUUUUAUUCUUGACUUUGCUGCUUCUUUCCUCUCUCUCUCUCUCUAUCGACCCUUAUUUUUCUUUCUCAUCCUUCGACCGACGACCGUUUCACCAACCCCCCUUCUCACCUUGCGACCGGCGGAAAGAAAUCCUCGAGCGAACUCUGGCCUGGGAAUGAAAUAGCUGGUUCUGGUUCACCAAAACCACCAGCAGCGUUCCGUUAUCCCUUAGUCGCUUCCCGCAGACUCCCGGUAGGGGUCACGCAAUAAUCAUCGUGGCCGCUACAAUGGACGCUCGAAACUCCCUGCUGGGAGGCGACCCGACCUUCGACCAGAAUGGCGCUCAGUAUCACCACCGCUCCUUCAGCCAGAGCGGCGACUAUGGCGCCGAAUACGGCCAGGCCUAUCCCCAGGCAUCCCUCACUCAGGCCGCCUACGCUCAGCCGACGUAUACUGAGAACGCGAGCCUCCACCAAAACACCGAAACAGCUGGUGCUGCUGGCAGCACUGGCGCAAGCAGAUUCGAUUUUUCUUUCGUCAAAAGCAGAUGGCCUGCGGCCUUCCUGGCCGUAACUGGUAUCCAGGCUCUCAUCAACCUGGCCUUUGAAGCCUAUGUUUUCGGCAAAUUUCAGCUGAGCUUGGGUGCAUAUGUACCACUGCCUCAGGUCCAGUCUCAAUACAAGACGAUCCCUACCUUUCUUACUCUAUUUAUUUUCGGUUUCCUUUACGAAUUGAUCCUCGUGCUGGAUGCCCUACGCAUGAAGAACACGAUUCAGAUCAUCGGCGUCUGCGUCGCCAAUCUGGCUCUCUUGAUUUACUCGGCUCUCCAGCUUGAGCAGAUUCAGAUGGCUCUCGGAAUCCUCGAGGUCAACGGUGCGCUGGAGCAAGGCAUCACAUCUGCCAUGCUGUGGGAUGAUAUCAAGGCCUACCUUAUCGCCACUCCUGUCAUCAUUGCUGUCACUACUAUUAUCAUGGUAUACAUUACCUGGAAGCUCUACCAGCAAUUUGCUUGGGACAUUCUCAAGAACAUUGGCGCCGAUUAUCGCAUGAAGAAGCGCUUCCUUCAUUACCAGAUUUACAUCGCCCUACUCAAGUUCGAUUUCUUCUUCUUCUUGGGUUUCAUUAUUCAGUUUGUCGUCGUCGUCGCUGUCAAGACCGAUCCCGAGUUCGCCCUCACGAUUGCCACCAUUCCGGUCACGAUUGCCAUUCUGAUUGCUGCUGCAUUCUUCACCCAGAGGGAGAACAAGCCUGGCAUGAUUUGCGUCAUCGUCCUCUACUUUGGCGGUCUCUCCUACUUCAUUUUCAAGCUCUUCCGCAUCUACGAACCCAGCCGCGCCUCAUCCUACUUUGCCGUUCGAAAGUCUCUCACCGCCUUCGCCGUCAUUACCAUUCUGCUCAUCAUCAUGACCAUCAUCAAUGCCAUCAUCUGCAUGCACAACUUCGGCUCCGGCCUCAAGGCUCACCUGCUGUCUGCUCGCAAGGAGGAUGAGAAGAACGAUGUCAACUCAUUCGGCAUGAACGAUGUCAAGUCCCCGAUGCAGAACCGCAUGACCAUUGACUAAGAGGAGUCAUUUGGCGCGCAGGGAAAAAAAAUGAUUUAUUUUCCAGGCCGCGGAGAUGGGGGAAAUGUAUAAAAGACACGAAUUUACGAAAGGGAACGGGUUGGCCCCCUUUUUUAUUUAUCCAAUAACAGCCGCGUCAAAGCAGGCUCAUAUAUCAAGGCUAUCUGACAGCCGAAAAAAAAAGGCCAUGUUGGAAGGGGGAUCUUUUGAUAAAAUCCCGUAAAUUAAAUGGAUACCAAUUUUUUUUUGUUUUGUUAACUUUCAUUUUCCUUUGUUAUUUUUUGAUUCAUCAAGUAGGCUCAAGCAAUUCAAGGGCGUUGGAUCUGUACUUCGCAAAUACCACCGAGGACAACGGGGAGUUUAUUUCUUGGAUACCCGUGAUCAUUAUAUCGAAGGAUAUUAUAUAAAAGGGUGGUGGUGGCUUAUUGAUGACCCUGUGUCACUCCUUCGACUACUUUUGUUGUUCUUUUGCUUUUCUUAAGAAGAAGAAGAAAAGAGUUUUUUUUCGCCGCUAUGUUUUCUUUAAUGUGAUGACAUUUCUUUGUUUAUCGAUCUUUGUGUGUUUCUGUUCUUAUCAUACUGCCUUUGGUUACUGACUUUGUCUCUCUUCUUUCAUUUGUCGUGAAUAUACUGAGUUAUGUCUUCUAAUAAACAUGCCAUGCCGUCA